GCAAGGCAACCAUACCCUGUCGCUCUCGCCUAGAGACCUUCAUAAGCCCUACCACGCAUGUACGUGCACAGACAAAUACAGAACCUUCAUUCAGCUUUUCUCCUUUUUACCUAUUGGACGGAUUUGUAGGCUAUAUCUGGCUGACACCUCAGUAUAGCCCAUCUUCUGAGCAGCUAAUCAACACCUUGAAAUACCAAACCAUUACCUGUAAAGGGAAAAGAAAGAGCGUGUAGAAGCCUGAAAUCCUUCUUUGAGUUUCCUGAGAGAAAUACCAGACAAUGUUCGAAUAUCGUGCCUCUUGACCUUAUAUGGCAGUGUGGGUGCAGCGCUCGCAGUCGCUUGGCGACUGACCAGAAUCUCAGAUUACUUGUGCCUGCCUAGACCUUUCUAGAUCCGUCAACUCAGCUGCUGGUCUGCAACCAGGCGACGGGGCUAAAUGCGCAAUGCAAUGUCACUACAUUGAGAAUUACAAGACAGGUUUUUUUUUUCUUCAUUUCGGCUUUCAACCACAACGUACACAUACACCAGUCGAAGCAAUUUAUCAUCGUGUAUCCAUUACAUUCGUAAUACUUAUGAGCAAACAAAGACCUGAAGGGGGAAACGCAGCACUCUUUUUCGAGUGACUGAAUCCUCGCCCAGCUAUGGCGCAGUUACUUUACCAACACACAGUACUCCCCUUUGUCUGUGAAGAAGCCAUUUUGAAGCUGCGAACAGCAGAGAAGCCAUUAAACGACAGUAGCCUACUUAAAGUACUUUUUUGGACAAAGCGUGGCAGAGACAUGUCUACGAGAUUAAUUUUAUCCUGAAAUGUACUUCAAUGUUCUCAGUUAAGAUAACACUUUUGGAUUACAUUUUGUAAUUCGUUGAGAUGCCACCCCACUCCACCUUAAAGACAUUAAUAGACGAUCCGAAGAUGGGAGUUAAUACGUUCCUUUUUCCUCUGCAUUUAGGCCUGAUGUAUGUAUUACAUCAAAGCAAGGUUUGGCGAACGGCAUGGACAACAGCCAUCCCGUUUGCAGUUCGGGGGAGAAAAGAAGUCACCAUUGGAAAAGUUACAAGUUGAUUAUUGACCCAGCGUUCGAGAAAGGAUCGCCAAAACUGUAUCGCUACGAUGGACAGACUUUUAGUAUGCCCAACCCUGGAAUGUCACCGGUGGAUAGCGUUCGAGACCCUAGAAUCGGUCGCCACUGGUCCAAGUACAAGGAGACUGAUCUCCCGGUUCCGAAAUUUAAGAUUGACGAAUGUUACAUCGGCCGCGUGCCUCCAAAGGAAGUUACAUUCGCGAAGCUGAACGAUAACAUCAGAGAGUCGUUUUUAACCGACAUGUGUAAGAAAUUUGGAGAUUUAGAAGAGGUGGAAAUUCUGUACAACCCGAAGAACAAAAAACACUUGGGAAUUGCCAAGGUCGUUUUCGGAACGGUGAAAUCAGCCAAGGAGGCCGUCCAGAGUCUAAACAACACGUCUGUCAUGGGCAACAAAAUCCACGCGGAGCUUGACCCUAAAGGGGAGAGGCGACUGAAGUUCUUUCAUCUCUUGACGGACGGUAGCUACACGCCGCAGACCCUGCCCGUAGGCGAGGAGGUCCGGCUGUCACCUCGCAGCCUGGCCGAGGCUCUCAUGGCCUACGAGCCUCUCCGCAGGCUCUCUGAGGGCAGCUCCUCGGGCGCGGGAGGACCCUCGACCCCCGUGAGCACCACCACCCCCCUCUCGGUGGACACAGCCUACUCCAGCGUCCGGCAGGACACGCCCCAGUCCCAGGGGACGCCUCGACAGACGGGCACCCCCUUCUCUCAGGACUCCAGCUACUCCAGCAGACAGAACACACCGGCCUACCAGUCCAGCCGAGCUGAGGGCUCCGGCAGUGGCUACAAGCCUCGCCGCCACGAGACCAAGUUCCAGGAUGCCUACAACCGGCGACCAGAGAGGCGCUACGUCCACGCCACCGGUAGCUCCACCUCCUCCUCCUACCGAGGCAAUGGCUCCGACGCUGCCCCCUUCAAGCAGAACCAGCCACCCCCACCCGAACCCCCGCCCAGCGCUUCUUCCUUCGCCCACACGCCGCCUCCCCCCGGCAACUUCAAGUCAGCCUACUCUCCGUACCAGGCCCCCAUGCCCCCCGCGUUCCCCGCCUCCAAACCUCCGUUCCACCAGCCUCAGAGGGAGGCGGAGUACCCCCGGCCCCCGCAGCCUCCUCCUGUCGCCGCCCCCGACAAGCCAGAGACCCCCCCCAUCCCGGAGCCCCCCCCCGAGCCCACCUCCCACCCCAGCACCCCCCCGCCUCGGACCCCAGAGCGCUGCCCCUCCCCCAGCACCCCCACCCUGGACUCGGAGCGGCACAGCCUGGACUCACGCAUCGAGAUGCUCCUGAAGCGCAAGCUGCCCUUCCUGGCCGAGCGCGACUCGGACAACGAGGUGAAGAUGGAAGGUAGCCCCAUCUCGUCCUCGUCCUCCCAGCUGUCCCCCAUCCCCCCCUACGUGGGCGGGCCCCCCGGCCCCCAGCGCCCCUCCAGACCCUCCAGCACCGGCCUGGAGGACAUCAGCCCCACGCCGCUGCCCGAGUCCGACGACGAGGAGCUCAUCCCUGGGACCGCCCCGCUGCUCAAGAGGGCGAGCUCUCCAGGCCCGGAGAAGACCGUUUCCGACGACCUCAAAGACGGUCGUCUUGGAAACCACACCCCCACGGACAAAAUGGACACGAGCAACCACUCCUCAGGGGAGGACAUGGAGAUCUCCGACGACGAGAUGCCCGGCUCGCCGGUCGCCAGUGGCGACUGCGCCAAGGGCAUCGUGGUCAACUCGGCCGUGUCGCCCAUGCACCCCCAGUCCAUCUCCAUCCCUCCCCCGGGCUUCCCCCCCCUCCCCCCCCAAGCUGGCUUCCCCCUGCCGCCCCCGCACCUGCCCCCCCACUCCUCCGUCCCCGGCCCCCACCCUCCUCACAUGGCCGGUCCCGGGGUGCCCCACCCCAUGCUGCCCCACCUGCCCUACCUCCCAGGCAUGGUGCCCAUGAUGCAGAUGGACCUCAUCAGCUGCCUCCCUCAGUGGAGCAGCGUCCACAUGUCCUUCCAGAUGCAGACCCAGAUGCUGAGUCGCAUGGCCCAAAGCCAGAGGCCCUACCCCUACCCCCACUUCAUGGGUGCGGCCGGGGCGGCUGCAGCCGGGGCGGGGGCCAUGGCCUUCGGGGGCCCCUACCAGCCCCUGGCCAUGGGGGCCAGCCCUGCGGCGAACGCAGCUGCGCCAGGGCAACCCUGGCCGCUUCCCAGCAUGCCAAAGUUCAACCCGGCGGUUCCCCCUCCCGGCUACGAGGCGAAGAAAGAGGACCCGCACAAGGCCACGGUGGACGGAGUCCUGCUGGUCAUCAUGAAGGAGCUCAAGGCCAUCAUGAAGAGGGACCUGAACCGCAAGAUGGUGGAGGUGGUGGCCUUCAGGGCCUUCGACGAGUGGUGGGACAAGAAGGAGCAUUCGGCCAAGGCAUCCUUAACCCCGGUGAAGGCCGGGGAGGGCAAGGAGGAGGACAAACCCAAGCCCAAAGAGACGAUGGGCUCCAGCCUGCUGGAGAACUGGAACAAGGGCGAGGGCCUGGGCUACGAGGGCAUGGGCCUGGGCAUCGGCCUCCGAGGGGCCAUCCGCCUGCCUUCCUUCAAGGUGAAGAGGAAGGACCCCCCCGAGGCGUCGUCCACGGGCGACACCAAGCGGGCGAGGCCGUCCACGCCCGCGGACGACGAGCUGGAGGACGACGGGCAGGCCGACCUGCCGUCCGACGGCUCCAAGCUGGACGGGGACAGCGCGGCGGCGCGGCGCCGACAUGCCCGGCCCCUGGAGCUGGACAGCGAGGGCGAGGAGGAGGAGCCCUCGGGGAAGGAGGAGGAGUCUCUGUCCGAGAGGGAGGAGGAGCCUGACGAGACGGAGGUCUCUGAGAGGCUGUCGUCGGGCAAGGAGAGUGGUGAAGAAGAUGGGGCGGACUCAUCCAGUGACUCACGUCCAGGAUCAUCCGAUUCUUCGGACGAAGAUGCAGCUAGCUCUGCCUCGAGCAAGGCAGACUCGGACUCGUCAGCAGAGAGCGGAGACUCGUCGGACUACGAGUCGAGCUCGGAAGAGGAGGAGGAGGAGGAGAUGGCGGUGGAUGUGGAGUCUGAGAAAGGAGAGGACCGGCUUCGGUCCUCGUCCUCCUCCUCGUCUUCCUCGUCCUCCUCCGACGAGGAGGCUGAAGAGGAGGAGGAGGUGGUGGUGGUGUCCAAGGCUCCCAGCACGCCCACGGGCCCCCCGCCCAAGGAUGAGCCGUGUGAGGAGGACCAGAGUCCGGGCAAGGGAGCGGGCCGCAAGGCCAUGCCCAACCACAGGGCCCUGGUCGAGGGGCAGGAGGUGGCAGGGUCUGGCCGGACCACCCUGGAGGACGUCUGGCCACUGUCGCCCAAGGGAGUCCCAGUCGAAGAGCCAGAUAUGGAUCUUGAAGUCAGCAUUCCUGUACCCACGUCCGAACCCCACGAGGAUGUUGGGAACCUACGUCCUCCCACUCCCACGGGAUCCCUAGCCGACAGCGACCAGGACACUCGGCCCAAGCCCCGCCCGCAGGACGAGGAGCUACCCUGCACCACCGCCCCUAAAACCCUCCCCGUCCCCUCCAUGCACCUCCCCCUGCCUCCUACCCCCACCCUGGAAGCUCGCUCCCUGCCCCUGCUUCCCCCCGGCCCCCUGACCGAACUCCUCCUGCCCCGGCCCCGGCUCCCCACGGACGAGGACACCCCCCGCACCCCCGGCCGGGACCUGAUGGAGCGGACGCGGGGCCUGGGGAAGUCCCAGAGCACGGAAACGGUGCCCAACACGCCCGGCGGCGAGACCCCGCUCACGGGCAACAGCCUGACGCUCAGCUCGCCCCACGUCCUGGGAAGCCCCUUCUCCUACCCGGCCCAGUCGCCCGUCCUGAGCGCGGGCAUCCCCCGCACCCCCGGGAGAGACUUCACCUUCGCCCCCACCUUCCCCGACCCGGCGGCGCUAGCGGCCAGCCUGGCCAGAAAGGCCUCCUCCGAGAGCCUGGAUGAGCGGCCUGUCUUCAAGGAGCCCCCCCUCGGCACGUUGUUGCCCAGCCUGCCUCUGUCUGUACCCUCCCUGCAUGAGCCCCCCCACGGCCCCCCCACAGACGGGCCCCCCCACGGCCCCCCCACAGCCGAGCCCCCCCUCGCCCCCGACGCCACCCCACCCAAGCGCAAACCCGGCAGACCCAAGACCAAGAAGACGCUGGCGUCGGCGCCCCCUGCCGUGACCUCGGAGCUGCCGUUGGGCUUCAUGCCCCCCUCCCUGCCCCCCAUCACCCAGGCCCUGGCCAACGCAGCCCUCCCGGACGCCAUCGGCCGUGCCGGCCUGGACGCCACCGCCAAGGGGCUGGACUUCCGGGAAGCGGAGGCGGAGCCUCAGACGACGACGGUUGUGAAGUGCGAGGACGGCAUCCUGCCCUACGAGGACGAGGAGACCCUCAUCAAGCCGGUCCGGCGGGCGCGGAGGGGGUGGGAGGAGCUUCUGCUGGACACCCUGUCCCCCGCCACCUCGCCCUCGCGGCCCUGCUUUGCCCCGCGCUCCGAGUUCGAGGAGAUGACCAUCCUGUACGACAUCUGGAACGACGGCAUCGACGAGGAGGACAUCCGCCACCUUCAGGUGACCUACGACAAGAUGCUGCAGCAGGAUAUCGGCAACGACUGGCUCAACGACACCCUCUGGGUCCAGCACCCUCCUACCAACAUCCCGGGGACAAAGAAGAAGAGGCGGGACGACGGCAUGAGGGAUCACAUGACCGGCUGUGCGCGUAGCGAGGGCUACUACAAGAUCGACAAGAAGGACAAGAUCAAAUACCUCCAGAGCACCCGCCUGCUCUCCGACGAGCCCCCUGUCGACACCCAGGGGAUGAGUAUCCCGGCCCAGGUCCACGCCUCCACCAGGGCGGGCUCGGAGCGCCGCUCAGAACAGCGUCGCCUGCUGUCCUCCUUCAGCUGUGACAGUGACCUGCUCAAGUUCAACCAGCUCAAGUUCCGUAAGAAGAAGAUUCGCUUUUGUAAGUCAGGCAUCCACGACUGGGGCCUGUUCGCCUUGGAGCCCAUCGCUGCUGACGAGAUGGUGAUCGAGUACGUCGGCCAGAACAUCAGACAGGUGAUCGCUGACAUGAGGGAGAAGCGCUACGAGGAGGAGGGCAUAGGGAGCAGCUACAUGUUCCGCGUGGACCACGACACCAUCAUAGACGCCACCAAGUGUGGCAACUUCGCCCGCUUCAUCAACCACAGCUGCAACCCCAACUGCUACGCCAAGGUGAUCACCGUGGAGUCCCAGAAGAAGAUCGUCAUCUACUCCCGCCAGCCCAUCAACGUGAACGAGGAGAUCACCUACGACUACAAGUUCCCCAUCGAGGAUGAAAAGAUCCCCUGUUUGUGCGGAGCAGAGAACUGCAGGGGCACGCUGAACUAGAGCCAGAGACGCUUCCAGCAACGACGAGCACUGUCCCUAAACAUGGCCGCCCACGCUACCCUGGAGACGCACACGGAGACUCCAUGCCAAAAAGUCGACACGGUGAUGGAAGACCGGGGAGGAGACAGCUGAAGAACCCGGGUUCGAAAACCUGCAAGUCAUCUGGGUUCAGUGCAGUUUUCCUAUCUGGGACUCUUAUACACACACAUUCACUCAAGAUUGUUUACGAUUUCAGGUGCUUCUUCAACAGACACAUACUCUGCCAGUGACCUGGACAAUACUAAGCACUGUACCGACGGACUUCCUGGUCCGUCACUCUAAACCUUCCCUCUUCCGAUGUGUAUGUUCGACUUGGUUCCACUUCGGCUCUCGUUCUGGGUUUGUUUCACCUACUCUCACUUUCCUCAUAAGCUUUAUGGCGUACAUGUGUGGUACGUGACCCCCCCCCCCUUCCCCCCCCUUAAAACACUUAUAUACAUACAUACAUACAUACAUACAUACAUACAUACACGUGUACAUGCACACACCCAACCCUCCCUCCUAGCUGCUCAUUGAUACUGUAAACACGCACAAGGAUAACACUUCCCUCGAUUUAGGAGGGGCCUGUCACACUAUUCCCCUCCCCUGGCUCAGAGGUCAGGGGUCAGGUUCCUGACACCUGUUGGGAUGUCAGCUGACACCAGUGCUUUCAUAGCAGAUGCAGAUCUGAGGCGCACACAACGGCUAAUUCUGCCACGUAUUCACAGAUCUGGUAUGUGUGGGGGCCGUCGUCCCAUCGCUCGACACACACACGGAGACACACCGCUCUUACCAGCAAAUACCAUAUCAUGCUGCUGCCUGUGACUUUAUGCAAAUUCUAGGUGUAUGGAUUCAAAGAUUUACAAAUGGUAUUAAUGCUCUCGCUGUAUUUUUCCACUUUUUUUUGCUCUCGCUCUCCUCUCGUCUCUUCUAAGACACUUUAGUGUGUGUGUGUGUGUGUUUUCUCUGCGUGUGCACGUGAAAGCAAAAUAUGUGAGUGUGCUGCCCUCUAUAGGCCAUGCUUUAGAAUAGUCGAUUGAAGAGAGGGGGGGGGCACAAAAUGGGUACUUCGAAGAACUGAAGGUUUAACCAUGCAUCACUAGUGUUAAGUCCUUGGAAAGGCAUAGCUCACUGUGCUUUCAUGGAGGGUUAAGUCUUGUUGAACCCAAACUCAAUGUAACCCCAGCCAGUGUCCCGUCUCAAACUGUCGUCUGUCACGUAACACCGAUGUUGGGGACGAGCCUGGCUGUGGGACAAUCAAAGGUGGGCAUCAUGAUGACGAUGAUGAUGGUCAUGCAUAGCAUCAGUAUUUUAAGUGCCAUAUGCAUGGAUACCUUCCAGAGUUCUGAAACAGGGAUGUCUCUGAAAGCUGACUGUAGCUGUUGUGUUUAACCCUCGCACACAACACACAAUGAAAAGAAAGGGUUAAAAAAAAAGAAGUCAUAUUUUAACCUGUGAGCGAAUGUGUUUGUACUGGAUGAGGUCUGUGUGUGCAUGUUGCUUUUGUAACUGUCGGUUUCCUUCGCUUGCGAUGGCGAGUACGAUGGGUCCCCCCCUGCCUAUGUCUCGUCGUGUCUCAGCGCGUAGGCCCCUCCCACCCCAGUAUUGUACCUAGCUCACACCAGUGUUCCUGAAAGGUCGCCUAGCACCUCGCUCUCUUUGCUUCUUGCCCCCCUCCCCCCAGGCUCCAGUCCACAGUUAGUCUUGUCCUCCUGUGGUCACAUGGUCUCUGUCAUUCGCAGGAUGUGAACACCAUCUUCAAUGCAUCAGAGGCUUGCACUUCCUGUAUCGCUCUUGUCUCCCCAGCCAAUCCAGAAUCCUCCAAGACCAAGUCAGUCAUUGCUUCCCGGUCAUUGUGAUGACAUGCUUUGAAGGAUGUUUUUUUUAACGGCAGUGGUGUUUAUUAUGUACAGGCUCACUUGUAAAUCAGAUCUGAAGCUUCUUUUUUUAUCACAACAGGGGAGUACUUAUGAUGCAUCUUUCCUUUUUUAUUAAACAAAAAAUGAGUAUUUAAGAAGAUAUUUUCAGGGAUCUGUGAAAAGGAAUUUCUAAAGUUAAACAAGGGUUGAAAUUGUUUAUUUAAAGCAAAGGUCCAUCUUGUACAGACAGAAAGCUCCUCUUCCCUUUUGAAAGAUCGUUUCUUGUAGAAACUUCUUCACUUUCUGCCCAUUUCCUUUGUAAUCUUAUUAAAAUGUGUAAAUACUUUAACUGUGAAUAUAUAUAUUUUUGUUUUGGGGGAUUUGCUACAUAAACACAGCUCAGAGAAAUGUGUAUUAAUUUGAGUGUGCUUUGAGCUGGUGGCAGUAUUUUCAGCUUGUGUCAAGCUUUAUUUUUUAUUUUGUGUUGUAAAUUCUAUGAAAACUUGUUUGCAGUGUGAGGGACAGAUACAAUGAUGUUGCAGAAAUGGUAUGGGAAAGGGGCGGAGCCACCAGCCUGCUUCUCAUGUCUAUUUAUUACACAACAAAUGUAUGAAAAAGAAAAUCAUGGAAAAUAAACGCAUUUUUUUUCAAGCGA
Messenger RNA from Osmerus eperlanus (European smelt), 8979 nucleotides. It is a transcript of the gene setd1ba, whose product is annotated as SET domain containing 1B, histone lysine methyltransferase a. Gene Ontology annotation, cellular component: Set1C/COMPASS complex. The transcript is spliced from 18 exons. The record is from RefSeq and is a predicted model, not a curated record. Gene Ontology annotation, molecular function: RNA binding; protein binding; histone H3K4 methyltransferase activity. Bases 994 to 6447 code for a protein of 1817 amino acids. Lineage: Eukaryota; Metazoa; Chordata; Actinopteri; Osmeriformes; Osmeridae.